Rubroshorea leprosula is the source of this 935-nucleotide messenger RNA. Lineage: Eukaryota; Viridiplantae; Streptophyta; Magnoliopsida; Malvales; Dipterocarpaceae. The record is from the annotation of a GenBank genome assembly.
CCUUCUCCCCUCAACUUUCCCCCCUUUUAAUUCCCUCCAUUUCACCCCAAAAAGAGGAAGAAGAAAGAAGACAUAAAACAAGGAGACUUCUCUGGCAUACAGAAGGCAAAUUGUUCAUAAAAUGGGAAAUUGCCUGUUUGGAGGCAUGGGAGAUGCAGAGGGAGUCAUAAAGGUAAUUACGUCGAACGGUGGCGUAAUGGAGUUUUCGGCGCCUAUGACUGCCGGAAUCAUCACCGAGGAGUUCCCCGGCCACGCGAUAUUCCGAACACAUGAUCUCUUUUGGAAGCCUCUGUAUCACCAAGACGAGCUCCUCCCAGGGAAAUCAUACUAUCUACUUCCACUCAACAACCCAGCUGUAGACACGACAGCCACGGCCGAUAUCAGCGGCCAAGUCGUCCGGCAAGGGCAUGUGAGGUCGAACAGCAUACCCACGUCGAUUGCACCUUAUAGGAUGUCGUUCGAUUAUCAGGGGAUGCUGAAGAGGUCAUACACCGAUGUUUUCUCGAGGUACAACAAAGGCGGCGGAUUUUGGAAAGUGAAAUUGGUUAUUAGCCCGGAACAAUUGGUGGAGAUACUCUCGCAAGAAGCACGGACGGAGGAGUUGAUCGAGAGCGUGAGAACUGUGGCGAAAUGCGGAAACGGAACGUCGUCGACGGUGGCGUUUUCCGAUCAGUGGAGCCUUUCGAGUAGUCGGAAUGCCUCCUCUUACUCCAAGAAGGAUGAUUUGCUAUUAGAGAUGUAGAUUAAUGGAAGAAUCAUGUACUUUACCAAGAACAAGAUGUAAUAGUAAUUUCAUUACAAAACCUAUAAACGAGCCUUUGAAUCUGUUAUUUUUAUGUACUGAUUGGAUAUUGUCCUAAUUACCUCUGUUUCAAGUCCCUGUUUAUUGUUUAGGUUUGGGUUUUCAACAACUGAAUUAAAUCAAUCACAUGGAA